AUGGAGGAAGACAUACCUAGUGAUGAAGAACAAAUAUAUGUCCAAGAUUUCCUAAGCGAACAAAACCGUCAGAUACAAUCCGUAGAGCCCUCAUCCGCCAAACUAAAAAGACUGUGUCAAACUGAGGCAAAAAAAAAAUUAUUUCUCAAAAUUGACCUUCAAAAAGUCGAAAUUUUCACCUAUGAUGGUUAUACUCACAAUUAUGUAAAUGAUUCCAGAAAAGAUUCUAUGACGUUUUUAGUCAAGUAUCAAAGGAAUGAAAUUUCUUUAUGUUUAUUUGGAUGUAAGCAUGAAGUUGUGAUUCCAUGGCCAGAGCUAAAGGGAUUUAGGCUUGACUCAUCGUCUGGUGUUCUAAAUAUUAAAAUGGAUUAUGGAUUUAUGAGAUUGGUAUGGAAUUUAAUUGGGUAA
Dentiscutata erythropus is the source of this 408-nucleotide messenger RNA. The record is from the annotation of a GenBank genome assembly. NCBI's taxonomy places the organism in Eukaryota, Fungi, Glomeromycota, Glomeromycetes, Diversisporales, Gigasporaceae.